Messenger RNA from Poecilia latipinna (sailfin molly), 1593 nucleotides. Its product is annotated as chondrolectin-like. Bases 168 to 1265 code for a protein of 365 amino acids. NCBI's taxonomy places the organism in Eukaryota, Metazoa, Chordata, Actinopteri, Cyprinodontiformes, Poeciliidae. Gene Ontology annotation, molecular function: hyaluronic acid binding. The transcript is spliced from 7 exons. The record is from RefSeq and is a predicted model, not a curated record.
CCACCCCCGUCAGGACCCCGCCCCCUUUCCCCCCCCCCCCCUGAACAGACUAGUCUUUUCCCAUUCCCAUUAUUGCAGUUUUUCUAUCACCGGGUUUGGAAGUGAAAGUUUAGUUUCUCCCAGUUUUUGAACAGCAGCUGGGCAGAACAUCGAGUGAACAUGUAGAAAUGGAUUUUAUUAGGCUUUUUGGCACCGUUAUCGCCGUUUUGUUUCACCCUGGAUCCGCUUCGAAAAUAAAUGGCCAGAAAAUCUGCCGACGCGGGACGGAGCGGCCAUGCUAUAAGGCAUCCUACAUCCAGGACAGCAGGCGGAGGCUGACGUUUGAGGAUGCCAGGCAGUCCUGCAGGUCAGAGGGAGGCGAGCUGCUCAGCAUUGAGACAGAGAGUGAGCAGCGCUUGAUAGAGAGCUUCAUACAAAAGCUGAAGGUUGGAGAUGGCAAUUUCUGGAUUGGGCUCCGUCGUAGACCCCCGCAUCACCAGACAGGGAAUAAUAACCCAGGAUGCCCCUCGCAGUACUAUUGGGUCGAUGGAAGCAAGGCCAAGUACAGGAACUGGAACUGGGAUGAGCCGUCAUGUGGUUCUGAAAUGUGUGUGGUGUUGUACUACCAGCCCUCCACACCAGCUGACGAAGAAGGCCAUUUCCUGUUUAAGUGGAAUGAUGACAACUGCAGCUGCAAAAACAACUUUGUCUGCAAAUACAAGGAAGAGAAAAUGCCAGUAUUUACAGGAGACAGGAUCAUAGUAGAACCAGUUCCAUCUAUGAGGCCAAACAUAUCCACAGAAGGGGAUGUCAGAAUAGCUAUUGGAUCACCUGAGUCAUCAGUGUCUUUCUCAGACAACAGUCUCUACGUUUCCUACAUCCUCUAUGCCACUAUUCCAGCUAUGCUGCUGCUGCUGUUAGCAGCUGGGUUCUUCUGCUACAGACAGCAUGCAAAAAGGAGGAAGACGGAAACAGAGAGUUUCCCCGGCAGGUCGAAGCAGCUGAUGCCAACAGCACCUUCGGUUUCCUCCAUUCAAGGACCUUACGCCUUUAGUGACAUCACUGAACUCCCUCACGCUGCUCUGGACUACAGGACGCAGGCAGAAAUCAUGACAAAGUACUCCUGCCCAUACUCACAUGACGCCCAGUAUCCCGAUUACGAGAACGUGACGUGUUCAGAGAAGGAGACCGGCUUUGUGACGAACGAUAUCUACGAGAGUGCCAGGACUCAGAGUCGGCGGUGCCGCAGUCAGGAUGGAUGGGUGGAAAAUGAGAUCUAUGGCUAAUGUUGUUGAUGUCGAUCUGAGCUCCAGAAACGUCUGUGAACUUGUAAUUGUUAAAGGAACCUUAUUAAGCUAGAAAGAGGAACAUAUACUGGUCUAUAUCUCUUUCUUUCUACAUAUCUUGCUAGAUUACCAGUGAGGUACGCAGUCUCAACAUACACAGCUGAGUUUGAACUGGUUUUACGUGGACCGGUUUCAGAGUGUCAAUUUAUUCCUUGUGUAUGUGUCGCCGCUUAACAUCUAUGUUUUGGUCAGUUAUAACACUAUAUUUAGGACGUUAUCAUAUCUGUCAAACCAUAUUAAAUAAAUACUGAUAUUAAUCAAAACAAAA